Molecule: messenger RNA, 4662 nt
Organism: Rotaria socialis
Lineage: Eukaryota; Metazoa; Rotifera; Eurotatoria; Philodinida; Philodinidae
Source: the annotation of a GenBank genome assembly
AUGAAAAUAGUUUAUCUCUUGAUAAUUUGUUCUUCAUGGAUUGUGAUGAAUUGUCAAUUGAUUCUUUACGAUACUGAUGUUAUAGUUGAUGAGAAUAUUUUAGAAUCUAAUUGUUUAUAUUAUCGUAUCAAUACAGAGAAAUUAGCUUAUCAAGAAUUAUCAAAUAUAAUCGAUGAAAUGAUUCCAUAUUGUUUGCGACCAAUGAAUAUCAGUAAAAUUUUAUUUCGAAAUCUUACCAAUACAAAUAGUCAAAAUUUAACUUUUGAAGAACUACGAGUUUCUAAUGUGAGUACACAGGAACUUCUCGCAUGGUCAGCUCCCAUAGAUUUGGUCGAAAAAUACCAAGUCUAUUUGAAUGAUAUUGAUUUAUCGUUAUCCAAUGAACUAUUUUAUAAUUGUACACCACCAUGGUUUGGUUUACAAUGUCAAUAUUCAUUUGCAUUUAGUGAAGAUAUGGCAAUAGCUGAUGUUGUCGAAAAUGAAUUUAACAUUAAAACAUCAUAUUUGGAAUCGACUGGUAUAUUAAUACAACAAUUGCCAUGCUAUACUCAUAUAAAAUGUGAUCGUGGUGGAACAUUCUUAUGUCUUGAUUGGCGUGAAGUAUGUAAUGGACGUAUUGAUUGUAUUGAUGAAGGUCUUGAUGAAGCAUUUUGUUUUGAUAUGGAAUUAAAUGAAUGUGAAGAAAAUGAAUAUCGGUGUCACAAUGGAUUAUGUAUUCCAGAAGAAUUUUGGGAAAAUGGUUUCGGCGAUGCAGAUUGUCUUGAUCGAUCCGAUGAAUUUGCUGAUGUUUUGUAUCCAAAUAGUUGUUUUCAAGAUCCCGCAUUUCGCUGUGAAGAACAUUCAUGUCGAACAAAUUGGCACGAUUUUCCAUGUGGUGACGGGCAAUGUGUACAAAAAUUCGAUGAAUGCCAUAAUGGACGUCAUCUUUUACUUAUUCAAUCAAUUUCUAAUCAAGGCUAUUUAUCAGAUAAAUGUUUGAUUGCUAUGAUGUGUCUUACUCAGCUUAUUAAAGAAAUUCGGGGAACUGUAUGUGAAACAUUAUUUAGGAAUUAUUUCAUUUAUGAAUUUAUUAAACAUUGUGAUCCUAUUUUUCAAUUUCCAAUUAUUCCAGUUCAUUCGAAUCAUAUUCGUUUUUUGUAUGAAAAUAUUUCCUUAAAAUCAGAUUCAAAUUUAUUAAUUAUUCCUGAUUAUGUUUGCUACGAUGAACAACUUUGUGAUUGUUUAAAUUCAACAUUUUUCUAUGAAAAUUUAACUUGUAUAAAUAGUUCAGAACUAUAUUUAACAACCAGCAUAAGUGGGCAUAUUUGGAUUGAUAUGAUUUUAUCAAUUGAAUCGUAUUUUCGUUCAUGUAUCAAUCAUCGUAUAUUUUUCAAUAAAAUGAACAAAUAUGAAAAUCAAACAUUAUUAUUAUAUCAAUGUAAUAAUUCAUCGAAAUUAAUUUCAAAACAUCGUAUUUUCGAUGAAAAUAUUGAUUGUUGUAUGAGUGAUGAUGAAAAUGAUAAAUUAAGUUGUCAACCUACCAGUAAACAUCGAAUAAAAUGUAUCAAUGAAAGUAAAUGUCUUUCAUCAUUACACACUCAUGAUGAUUGUCCUUUUACUGAAAAUCAACUUGAAAAGAAAAUUUCCUUUUCAAAAAUAUGUGACGGUUCAGAUGAAUUUCUUUUCAAAGAUUUAAAUGGUAAAAUUCAUACAGAUGAAUCUCAAUGUAAUUAUUGGCCAUGCAAUAAUAUGUAUUCACAAUGUGAUGGGUUUUGGACAUGCCCAAAUGGAAAAGAUGAAGAGAAUUGUUUUCAAACAGGAUGCCAAUCAGAAACAUAUGCAUGUAUAUCGCCAUAUAAUUAUUCGUUAAUUUGUUUAUCGUCACAACGAGUCAAUGAUGGAAUUGACGAUUGUCUUGGAGCCAUGGAUGAACUUCGGAGUUGUCGACGUCUUUAUCCUUCGGAAAAAAAUCCAAAACGUUUUCGCUGUCAAAACAGUAGUUUAUGUUUAUCCUCAAUGGAACUUUGUAAUAAUAUUCGAACAUGUCCAUUGGGAGAGGACGAAGAUUUUUGUGAUAAGAAUCGAUUUAUGUGUCAACAAAUUUCAAAUUUUAAUCGAACUAUUAUUGAAGAUAUUCUUUGUCGUUCAAUUGAUAAUGAAAAAAAUCGAAUAAUCCAUUUUUCAAUUCAUACAUCAUCCAAUUAUCCUCAAUCAGAAACAAAUACUAUCAAUGAAAUUAUUCAAUUGAAACAAGAAAAAUCUCAUAUUCAAAAACAUAUUCGUUCAGAAAAGAUCUCUUAUUCUUUAUCAUGGUAUUGUAAUCGUGGACUUACUCUGCGUUUACGAUCAGAAUAUGAGAACAAUGAACGUAUAUGUAUGUGUCCACCUAGUUAUUAUGGCGAUUUGUGUCAAUAUCAAAAUGAACGUGUCAGUCUAACAUUAGGUUUAGUUAGAGCUGAAAGACGAAAUGUUUAUGUCAUUGUUAUAAUGUUAAUCGAUGAAGACGAGAACAUAAAUUCAUAUAAUCAAUACGAAUAUAUUGCUAGUCAAAGUUGUGGAGUAAAACUUAAUCGUUAUUUAUUAUUUUCAAAACGACCAAAGAAUAUGUCAAAGAAUUAUAGUAUACGAAUUGAUGCAUAUGAAAAACAUUCAAUAACAUAUCGUGGAAGUUGGCAUUUAUCAAUACAUUUUCUUUUCUUACCUGUUAAUCGUAUUUCGGCUUUAUUAUACAUGCCCUUUGAGCGAACUCCUAUUUUAUAUAAUUGUUUUCCAACCUGCAUAAACGGUGAAUGUGUUCAAUAUUUAAACAAAAACUAUUUAUUCUGCCGAUGCUUUUCAGGAUGGUCAGGUAUUCAAUGUGAUAUUAAAUUAAAUAAUUGUCAAAGAUGUUCAUCUGAUUCCAUAUGCAUUGGAUCUAUAAAUGAUCGAUCUAUAUGUGUUUGCCCUACGAUGAAAUUUGGUCCUCGCUGUUUACUUACAUCUGUAUGUCCAAAAAAUGCUUGUCAAAAUAAUGGACAAUGUAUUCCAGCCGAUAUCAGUGUAUCUGAUAGUCAUUACUCUUGUAUUUGUUCAGAUCAUUAUUAUGGACCAAAAUGUGAAUACCGAAAAGGUCAACUAGAUAUUUAUUUAGAAAAUUUGAAUAUUCCAUCAUUUCUGUCAGCUUUUUUCUUAACAAUAUCAAAUGAAUCAGAGCCUCAAUUGACAAUAAUGAUACAAAAAUUAACUUUAUUUCAACGUAGGGUUACGUUUCGUAUAUCUAUUCCAUAUAAUCUAGUUAUCGUCGAAUUGAAUAGAAAAUAUUAUCUUGCAGUUAUUCAAUCAAUUCCAAACCUUGAUCUAUCAACAUCAAUUAAUCCUUCUCAAGAAUGUCUUUCAAUUGAAAUAUUAUUCAAUUCUACAUUAAUGGCAAUGUCUCGAUUUCAACGAAUUAAAUUUUACCAUAUUCCAUGUCAAACAAAUCAUGAUUUAAAUUGUUUCAUGGAUAAAUUUUAUCUUUGUUUAUGUACAAAAGAUCGUCAUGCAAAUUGUGUUGAAUUUAAUUAUGAUAAAAAUCUUCAAUGUUCAUCAAAACACUAUUGCGCAAAUGGUGCUCAAUGUUUACAAGAUCAUCCUACGUGUCCGUCUGCAAUUAUUUGUGUUUGUACUGAUUGCUUUUUUGGUCAUCAAUGUCAAUUUUAUGCGAAAGGCUUAGGUUUAACAUUAGAUGAAAUCUUAGGUUAUGAAAUAAAACAUAAUCUUAUUUUUACUGAACAACCAUUUUCCGUCAAAUUAAGUGCUUUUAUCACAAUGAUAAUGCUGUUAAUAGGUCUUAUAAAUGGUAUUUUAUCUAUUUUAAUUUUUAAAAGAAAAAGCUCUCAAGAAGUUGGCUGUGGAAUAUAUUUGUUUGCAUCAUCAAUAACUUCAAUAAGCAUUGUGAUAUUAUUUUCAUUGAAAUUUUGGUUUCUUAUGUAUUCCUAUAGAGAUGUUUUUGGUAAACGAAUAAUUCUAUUUUCAAAUUGUAUGAUAAUUGAACCGUUACUUAAACUUUUACUGUACAUCGAUAAUUGGUUAAAUGGAUGUGUUGCUAGUGAACGAGCGUUUUCAGUUUUUAAAGGAAUAUCGUUUAGUAAAAGCAAGAGUAGAGCAAUGGCUAAAUGGAUUAUUAGUAGUGUAGUUAUAAUUAAUAUUAUUCUUCUAUGUCCUCAAAUAUUUUAUUUAAAUUUAUUUGAUGAUUUAAAAGAAGAACGUACUUGGUGUGUAGUUUUGUAUUCAUCAUUAUUAAAUACUUAUAGUUCAUCUAUAGUAUUUUUUCAUUUCUUUGCUCCAUUUCUAUUGAAUUUAUUUUCUGCCAUAUUUAUUAUCAUUGGGACAGCUCGACAACGGUUUUUAAUGAAAACAGAACAUCGAUUUACGAAUCAUUUUAAAAGUAAAUUAAAACAACAUAAACAUUUAUUAAUAAGUCCUAUUAUUCUUGUUAUAUUAUCAUUGCCACGUUUAAUUAUUUCGUAUACAUUGAAUUGUAAGAAAUCAUCUGAAUAUUUUUGGUUAUUUCUUUUUGGUUAUUUUAUUUCAUUUAUGCCGUCUGUUCUUAUGUGCUUUGUUUUUGUUUUACCAUCUGUUACAUAUAAAAAGGAAUUUCAACAAGUUCUAUUGUGUAUUCAACAGCAUUUUUCUUUAAUUAAAAUUUAUUUCAUUCGUCAAUAA